Sporothrix schenckii 1099-18 is the source of this 1407-nucleotide messenger RNA. RefSeq lists its product as uncharacterized. The transcript is spliced from 2 exons. The record is from RefSeq and is a predicted model, not a curated record. Lineage: Eukaryota; Fungi; Ascomycota; Sordariomycetes; Ophiostomatales; Ophiostomataceae. Bases 1 to 1407 code for a protein of 468 amino acids.
AUGGAGUCGGACUCUUCGAGCUCGAUGGCUCUACCGAGUGCGAAAUGGGCCUCCUUUGAUCCCUGGAACUAUGGGGGGAUGAAAGAGCGGCUGGAGGGGAUUAUCGCAAAGCUUGAUGCAGCUGUUUUGGUGGACCACGCGCAGCAGAUUCUCGAACAGACUGUGACACUCAGCAAACCCUUCUCAGCGGGACAAUAUUGGAUUUGCUUUGAGCUUGUGGCCGAAGACAAACGUCUUGUCAUUGCACGGGUCCGCCUACCACGACACCCUGACACGCCUUUGGCCCUCAGCGACGAGGAUGAACAGUACGCCAUUGGCUGCGAAGUGGCGACGAUGAGCCAUGUCAGAAAGCAUCUUCCAGAUGUCAAGAUUCCCACAGUGUACGCUUACGAACCCGCUGGGUCGCACUCGGCCUCUGCUCUCGGUGCUCCGUACAUGCUUAUUGAAGGCUUCUACGGGAACACACUCCAGGAUGUCGAGUUUGACAUGUGCAAUCUUCCUGCCAGUGCCUCUCCAUGCUUUCUCUCCCUCUCGCAUCCGUCUCUUCUAAAACAGUUUUUAACUGAGCACAUUAUCACACAGUGGACUCGCGUGCAAGCUGAGAUUGCUACUCUGUCAUUCUCCUGCAUCGGCUCCAUUUCGUCUAUUAGUAAAGGUGAUGGAGAAGAACCUAGCUUGGGCAAACUGGCAGCAGCACCCUUGGACGGGCUAGACAACGCCGGACCGUUCUCAAGUACGGCUGCAUACUUCAAAGCCAUCGCCGACUCCGCAGUCAAGAGAGAACAACACGAGAGCAGUCGUCGUCCUCCCGGCGACCGUCUCCCCUGGUUUGCAUUGGGCGCCUAUGUGUUUCAUGACAUUGUGCACAACACGUCCGUCUACCUACACAUGGAUGGCGAACGCUUCCCUCUCAACCACAUGGAUCUCGGCACCCAAAACAUUCUUGUGGACAGCGCGUUCAACUUCGUCGCCAUCAUCGACUGGGAAUUUGCCCAAUCGGCUCCCUGGGCCGUCAACCACUACCCAAUGCCCUUCUCGCUGCUCGACUCGGACGCGGAGAUUCAGGCCAUCUUGGCCGACCCAGCGCAUUUGGCAUACGAAAACAUGUCGAGACAGGAGGCGGCGCGUACAAUGUAUGUCAAAGGAUUUCGCGCCGCAGAGACGGCACUUCAGGAACAAGGCCGGACGCUGGCCGGCGGCUCCUUUGCAGACGUCCUGGACAGUCCUUCGUCGCGCAUCUACGCAUGCUUUACGCGUCUGGGUCGGAUGGCCAGUGCCGAUCAAGGCUUGGUGCAGGAGAUGGUACGGCUUGCAUUUGAUUUCGACAGGGAAAAGACAAAGGUUUACCUGCACGAUCUCGAAACGAAGGUUUUCGCAGAGGGAACAUCCAUACAGAAAAGUUCAUGA